This is a messenger RNA of Octodon degus (degu), 1690 nucleotides long. RefSeq names its product proteasome subunit beta 10 (gene Psmb10). Bases 801 to 1622 code for a protein of 273 amino acids. Gene Ontology annotation, molecular function: threonine-type endopeptidase activity. The record is from RefSeq and is a predicted model, not a curated record. Gene Ontology annotation, cellular component: proteasome core complex. NCBI's taxonomy places the organism in Eukaryota, Metazoa, Chordata, Mammalia, Rodentia, Octodontidae. The transcript is spliced from 8 exons.
UCUCAAAAAAAAAACAACAGGGCAGUAAGAGCUAUUAAUCAGUUGGUUCUAUAAUGGUUUUAUUUAUAGUGUUGGGGCUGAAACGCAGGGCCUCAUGCAUGUUAGGCAAGUGUUGUACCACUUAGCUAUAUGUUCAGCCCACAGUGCUGUAUGGAGAGAGGUAGAAGAAAAUGGAACAGCAUCACUGUGGCUGAGGAUUGAGAUAGGUGUCUGAGGUUUCCAGGAGUCAAAGGCAAAAAAGACAGGAAUUAAGGUGAUAAAGCACAAAAUUCUAAUAUACUUUUAGACUAUAAAAUGCCUAAUAUACUGGGAGACAGUAAAUACCAACCGAGAUCUGACCACAGGCUGUGCAACUUUAGUGCAUUGGCACUUAAAGCUCAAGUUAGGGUUAGAGUGAGAUAGCUGAGGUUAUCAGAAUGAAAGGAGAUAGGAUUUAUACAGGGGAUUGAACUCGGAACCCUGCACUUGACAGGCAAGCACUUAUUUUACUGAGCUCUCCCCAGCUCCAGGAAAUGGGAGUUGAACAACAGUGUCCCUCUGUUUUGGACAGAAGAUUCAGGAGGCUUGGCAAAAGCCGCCCCCCCCCCUGCCCUUUUAAGCGACUUAGAACCAGAAGUAAAGGUGAAAGUGAAAGAAGCCUCAAAAAACACCUCUGAAGGAGGGUUUUGCAAAAGCGAAAGCGAGAAACAGCUUUGGCCCUGCAGCACACAGAAGCUGACGCUAACGCCUUUCUGCUGCCUGGCCCUUCUCAUCCGACUAACCCAUAGGUCCUCAUCGCAGUUGGCCCUACCUGACCUGAAAUGCUGAAGCCUGCAUCGGUGCCCCACGGGGGCUUCUGCUUCGAGAAUUGCCAGAGAAAUGCAUCCUUGGAACGCGCCUUUCCGGGGCUCCGGGUCCCUCGUGCACACAAGACCGGGACCACCAUCGCAGGCCUGGUGUUCCGAGAUGGUGUCAUCUUGGGAGCAGAUACCCGGGCCACUGACGCAAUGGUCGUAGUGGACAAGAACUGCGAGAAGAUUCACUACAUCGCCCCCAAAAUUUACUGUUGUGGGGCUGGAGUUGCUGCGGAUGCCGAGAUGACCACACGGAUGGCAGCGUCUAACAUGGAGCUACACGCACUGUCCACGGGCCGUGAGCCUCGCGUAGCUACUGUCACCCGCUUCUUACGCCAAAUGCUCUUCCGGUACCAAGGCCACGUGGCUGCGUCCCUGAUCGUGGGUGGUGUAGACGCUACAGGACCACAGCUGUAUGGCUUGCAUCCCCACGGGUCCUACAGCCGCCUGCCCUUCACGGCCCUGGGAUCUGGGCAGGAUGCGGCUCUGGCAGUACUGGAGGACCGGUUCCAGCCGAACAUGACACUGGAGGCUGCGCAGGGACUGCUGGUGGAAGCCAUCACUGCAGGGAUCCUGGGUGACCUGGGUUCUGGCGGCAGCGUAGAUGCGUGUUUGAUCACUGCAACGGGCACCAAGCUGCUGCGGACACUGAGCUCACCUAUUGAGCCUGUGGAAAGGCUUGGCCAUUACCGAUUGGCACCUGGAACCACAGCAGUCCUGACCCAGACAGUGCAGCCAUUGAACCUGGAGCUCCUGGAGGAAACUGUGCAGGCCAUGGAGGUGGAGUGAAGUCACCUGAGGCUUUAGAGCUCCAAAUGAGUGGAACCAACCUGGGAAAAUACAAACAUCUAAACAGA